CUUGAUCAAGAUUCUUGAGAAAUCUUCUUGUAGCCUACGUGUUUACUUGCAGCUAGAAGUUUGUUUGUCAAUCUCGAUACACUAUAACUACAACCAAGUCAUUCGUUCAUUCUUACUCAUUCUUUGUCAAUCAAACCAACCCUAGGGGAAUAGAAUGACAUCCUCUAGCGGCCGCGACGUGGAGGAAUUGAGCACAGAGCUGCUCUGUUGCGAUGAGCAGUCGCUACCUGCGGAGCUUCUUGACCACUUUAUUUAUGGUCAUAUAUAUUGGAUAUACAACCCGCCGGUGAUCUAGGAGUAUCACUAGGGAUGCCAAUCAAUCAAAACUCAGCAUCUGCCAUUCUGUCUCUACGGUGACCAAGAAUGAUAUGGAAGGCGCGCUCUAAUACACCCUGAACAUCGAGGAACUGCGGGACUGGUGCGGAGGUAACCUGGGUGUGGAGAAAAUUUUACUCUUUUUCGUCGCUGAAGAAAAGAAGACCUUACUGGCGAAAAGUCAGAGUACUCCCUCAUCUUUUUAUGGUGCAUUUGUUUUUUCAAUACACCUAAAUGUGUUUUUACUAGGAUCUAGCAGAACAGUGCUGCUAGAUCAUAGUAAAAACACAUUUAGUUGUAUUGAAAAAACAAAAAGGAGUCGGACAACAAGAGGACUAUUUGGAACGAACAGUAGCGAGCGAAUCGAUUUCCCCCGUUGUACUCUUGUUGGACGAUAUGUUGAGAAGAUAUUACCCCUCUAAGGACAACAGAAACAGUACCUGUUCCAUCAAGAAUGGGUAUCGAUAUUGGAGCGAUUGCGCGCAGACGGAUCCAGCCUUCUAGAUGAUGACUUGCUGAGUUUGGGACCGCUUUAUGUUCGUUUCCACGAGAGGGUUGCCCCACUGUUGCCGCUCUACAACCAUAUGAUUUGGGAUGAGAGUUGAUGACCCUCCUCUUACUGUAUUAUGAGUAUUAUAAGUUGUUCUCUAGUUUUUAGGUCGGCUCCACCACAAGUAUUAUAAGUUGUUGAGUUGCUCUACUUAUCGCUAUCGUUCUCCACUGAAAGAAAGUUCUUCUCUUUUUCAAUAGUCAAUACUGAGUACUUACAAGUUCUCUAUCAGGGCAGACCGUCAGGGGCUGAGUGCGAAGUUUCCUCUCAUAUUUUUCAAUAGUCAAUACUGAGUACUACACUAGUAAUGAAGCUCGCAAUUAUUAUCUCGUCUACUGUCUCUCUAUCCCUAGUAUAGCUACUGCUAAAUCUUCCUCGGAACUGCCCACGACAGUACCUAGUACUACGGUAUCGAGUAUCCGCGCUGAGCAUGUGUUGAAAGCCGUGUUGGAGAGUAGCAGCUCGGUGAGCAACGACUAUUCCUCAGAUGGAACAAGCAGUUUGCUAACUUCGACGAAAAACGCCAUUUUAGCCGACCUUGAACAUCAUAGUACUACGUCGAAGCAAGCUAUGGCACUGCACACGGACAAGAGUUUGGAUAUCUUCGAUGAAGGAAGUCAUACAGGACAAGCGUCGCACUCGCAUGUUCAAGGCCACCAGAAAGAAGCUCCAAGAACGGAACAAGAUAUGAACGUAGACAUGUUUCUCGGUGUCGGGACUGCACCUUCCCCACCGCCAGAGCUGAUAGAAACUACACCUUCUGAACUGGAGCAACCACCGAAGGCAACAUCCGCUGACCUUUUGUCCCUCUUCGAUGAUGAUGAGUUCCGUGGUCACCCAACUUCCACUACGUCGACUGCGUCUUCUACUACAAGUUGUAUAACUGCAUCUGAUGGUGCCAGUACUAGUUGUACCAAGACCCCAGAAGAAGAACCAACUACCACGACUAAAAAUCAAGCUCGUGCCAGUACUAGUUGUACCAAGACCCCAGAAGGGGAACCAACUACCACGACUAAAAAUCAAGCUCCCAGUACGGAUACAUCCACUUCUAUCCUCGCCGCAGGACAUCAACCAGCGACAUCUUCAGUACCGGGAUCCUACGCUGAGUGGCGCGCACACUCCGAUAGAGUGGCACAGGAAAAGAACGAACCUACGUCUCCGGAGAAAGCUCAGACAUUUUGGUCCUCAACGUUUGGCACUGGCUCCUCCACUUUUGCAUCCGGGUUGGCGACAGGAUUCACGACGGGCUUUUCAAAGGUAGCCACUGCUGCGAAUAAAGGUGUGUCUGCUAUAGCGCAACAAGUGGGAAGUGGGAAUGUUAAGGCAUGGAAGGAAAGGAGCCGUCAAGUGUGUGUCUUGAAUCCUUAGAGAUCGUCUAUGAAAAACUUCCCAGUUUGGAGAACUCUAACAUGCCAGUGAACAGCACUGAUGUUCAAGUAGAGGCGUCGAAUGAAUUGGCGACAGCGACGACUCCGACUGCGCAGAUCUUAUGGCGGUUGACCUUGACAGAGCAGAAGUUCAUCUUUGAUUGAUAGUCUCCUACUAGUAGUAGCUGUACGCAUAGAUUAGAUUUAGAAUAGAGACGUCUUGCCAGUGCCACUGCAAAUAUGAAAUCUUCACGUCGGCUCUCUGACCACUAAAAAGAGGUGCUACCAAAGUAAACGAGCAAUCACAGUCACCCAGUGGAGGCAAGAGGAAGCUAUCGCGAAUGCAAUUAUUGCCUAUUGAAGUGGACGUAGCCUUAGCCCAAAGACUACCAAUGCUCGCACCGCAUUUGCGAAGUGAGCGGGAAAGUUCUAGACCGGUGCGAUUAGGCCAACGAUUCGCGUGUGAAUAUCAAGGCCAACUCGAGGUGGCAGGGACAGUGGGAACUGAGUUGUUAAGGCUUCUUGGUAGAGCGUCAACAUCUUCGAUGUCGCUUACACAUGUCAUGAGCGUGAACGUCGAGGAACUUCUACUAUCCUCUUUGCCCCAGUACUAAACACUGACGAAAAAGCAUGAUUAACUUCUUCUCUAACUAAAAGCACGACCACCAAAAGCAAUAGCCCUUCUGCGACGUCGAGGAAACAAGUGGAGUUUGUGAUAGUCUCCCUAGAGCAGGGGUUAGGCUCACGUGUCGAAUCCGGCUGUCUCACUGCUGAUACCGAGUAUUACGUGGCAGGCCCUCCAAUGCCGUCUUCGUCGCCUCUAUUAUGGUGCUCUCUAGCUACUUACUUACUUGAUAGUCAUAGAGUGAGCUACAGGUACAGAACUACUUACUUGAAAAUCAUAGCGUGAGCUACAGAAAUACUGACUUUGAAACGUGCUAGGUAAAUCUCAUUAUAGAGAUCUUCCUCUGGUCUGUCUUUUUUCUAGUUAGGUCGGCUCCGAUCAAAAAUACUGUAGAAGAGAAUCCAUGUGUGAACAAAAUAAUAUGCUUGACCAGGUAGUAUCCGAGGUAACAUGCCAUGUCACUGACCCUGAACGGAAGGGACCCCCUUCAAAGCUCUCCCCUUUCCCUUCGUUUUCCCCUGUUCUCUCAAGGGGUCACCUCUUCGAUCUCAGUGACCAAACCAACCCCAAUGACUACUGAAAGCUGAGCCUUAAUCUAGCUAUACUUUCUUCCGACGUUCAAACAAAAUAAUAUGCCCGCUUCCGUUCAUGCUACCUUCUGCGGCAAAGCUACAGUCCCGGCAGAGCCGCUACGUCUCCUUCCAGCUCUUCGACUCCAAUUUAAGACUAUCUGAAUUUUUUUUUUGUUUAUGGUUUGCGAACAAAGUUAGAAGUUGCACAGAUCUCGACUCAAGAAUUUGUCUUAGCCAUUCCUUAGGUAUGCUUGUGAUCCGUUGAUCGAAGCUAUUGCUUAGUUGUAUAAUCGUCGGUGUACUAAGUUUAUUGUCACCUCUUUUCUCAGUCUCCUUCUUCGACUCCAAUUUAAGACUAUCUGAAUUUUUUCGACACCCACUUAAGACAUGGACGAAUACAAAUAUUACAAUCUCUAAAGUCUAGGCGUUGAGACAGUGUACGAGAACGUGGGAGGAUUUAUCGCUGGUUUUGUGAGCACGUUCACGACCGAAGGAACUUCGCAAGGAGUAGAUCAAAAGGCAGAUGCUGAAGAAGCUACAAAAAACGCGGACGUAAUAGUUGUAACCGAUACAACGAGGGCUGCAGCCGGUACUGACUUACUCUCUGGUGCACAAGAAGGAACUACAACAACUCAGAAGAAAACAGGACCAAUGUCUGAAGCACCUAGUGUUUCGCCACACAAAGCGACGGGAGCGGCAUGCUCCUCCUCUUUACAGACAUCAACAUUAGACAGCACUGCAACGACGUCAGACGAGAAUCCCACAGCUGCAUCUACUUCUGGAGAGGUCAUAACUGUACGAUCGGAGCCAUUGCUGGAAUUCUCACCUACAUUAUGAGAAAGUGAACCUGUUAAUGGAGUACUAAAAAUUUGAAGCUCUAAAAACAGAUCAAUGGAACUGUCCUCUCCGAUUCGAAAAACUCCCUUUUUCUAACAUUCAGUAGAAUCGUCCCUGUUUCGGUCGACGAUUUGUUGAAAGAGGACGAUAAAAAAGCGGCGCCGGAGUCUUUCUACACGAAACUAGCGAAAAUGCCCUUGUUCGGUCUGAAGAACAAGAACUACAAUAGCAGCUAUCAAGAGGACAUUUAAGAAACUUCAGUUUACAAUAGCAGCUGUCAAGAGGAAUCCAGAAAGGACAUUUAAGAAACUUCAGUGUUGAUGAAUUGUGAGUAAUAUGGAGCUUCUUUGAUGUAUGGCAAGAAGGACCCUUCUUAUGAAUCCUCUUGAUGAAUUCUGUUUUGAUGCCAGCAGCAGCGCUAAGAUCACACCAAUAGUGCUCCUAUGUCGUCAGAAGGGCCGAGUGUUGGUGGCGAGAAAAAAACGGCGAAAACACUUUUAAGGCUUAUGUUGACUACUUACUCGGGUCACAACGGAACCAGGCAGCUACUCGUAGUUGCUACGUGGUUCGAAUGAAUGAAUGAGUACCAUAAGGAUUGGAUAACGACGCUCAGAGUCUUGGCAAAUGAGGAAGAAGAUAUGGAACUCAUGGCAGAUUCAUAAUAGGAUCCAAAUCCAAUCUCGUAAGUCUCUAAAAAUAAUGUCGAGCAGCGAGCAGCAGACGAAAAAAGGAAGCAAUCUGUUAUCUGCAUUUUCUUGGCGUGGACCAACAAAAGAAAGCACUCACCGAUAUAUCCGAGGCCCAUACAUUAAGGCAAAGACCUCUAUCAACAUACACUAUCAAGUGUGACAUUAUCUAAUUCUAAUAGAUAAUGUAAAUAUCUAUCAAGUGUAGAUGACCUAAGAAUAUUUUAGACGAUCGUACUACACUAGAAGCUGCUUUUAAGGUAUCAUUUCUAAAUACAAAGCACCUACAGCCGAAGAGGAUGCUACUUUUUUGAAAGCGGCGCUUCUGAUGUGCUCUAGUGCAGUCAAGUAGACUCGAAUGCGCUACCGUGGAUGAGGUACAUGGGCUUCUCUUGCGGAGGGUACGUGCGGGCUCUGAGGGAGCUUCUCUUGCUGAGGGUACGUGCGGGCUCUGAGGGAGCUUCUCUUGCUGAGGGUACGUGCGGGCUCUGAGGGAGCUGUCGUUUUCUCUGAUGACUGGUUCUCUGAUGACUGGUGUUGGAGAUGGAUGGUUGGACCGUAGGAAAUCUCUCUGACAGUCUCCCUGAUGACUGGCUUGAAUGGAGAUGUGAGGACGAUGAUGAAGAACGACUCAGGCAAAGCUGUUCUUUCUGGCAAAUGCAGUGAAUGAUAGUCACGACUGCAGUGUGGCAAAUUUGGUGAUAUUCACAACUGCAGUGAAUGAAGAGUGUUGAUGAAUCUAGUAUGGUGAUGCUAAGAGUGGUUUUGGAAGUUGGAUUGCAUGAUUGCGUACCUGCUCAUAAUACCCUCUACAAGGGAAUCUGAACAACUUGUCUGAUUCCAAAUCACUUACAUCACAU
Messenger RNA from Amoebophrya sp. A25, 5812 nucleotides. The record is from the annotation of a GenBank genome assembly. NCBI's taxonomy places the organism in Eukaryota, Dinophyceae, Syndiniales, Amoebophryaceae.